This is a messenger RNA of Ailuropoda melanoleuca (giant panda), 4239 nucleotides long. RefSeq names its product family with sequence similarity 193 member B (gene FAM193B). NCBI's taxonomy places the organism in Eukaryota, Metazoa, Chordata, Mammalia, Carnivora, Ursidae. The coding region runs from base 1493 to 3859 and encodes 788 amino acids. The record is from RefSeq and is a predicted model, not a curated record. The transcript has 12 exons. Gene Ontology annotation, cellular component: cytoplasm; nucleus.
CCGCCGCCGAGCCUGGAAGCGGGAGCGGGUGCAAGGCCCCCGGAGGCGCCCGUGGAGCCCGACCGUGACGGCCCCAGGGAGGAGGACGAGCCCAAGUUGGCGCCCGGACCGCAGGUAGGAGCGAGCGAGGGGAGUCCGGCUGCUCCGGCACUUUCACCUCCCGGGAGCGGGGCCGGGGUGAGCUUGGGGAUGGACCAUCCUCUACUGACUGGGACUGAGGCUGACUCCCCUGAGGCUGGAGUGGAGGCUGGACCCUUCUCUCCAAGCCGAAGCGUGGCCCGUCCUGUCCUGUGACCAGGGCUGCCUGCCCUCUCCCGCCGCCUCCGGGCUGGAGCAGGGGCUAAACCUUCUGGUCGUAUACCCGCACUGGGACUGGGGCUCUGCUCCUGAGGCCACAGCUCAGCUCUCUGCCCUUCACCUCCCCCUGGGCCCACCUGCUCCCCCACCUACCCACAGGCCAGCCUGGAGCGCUGUGGCCUGCACGGCUGCAGCCUCUUCCCUCUCCCCGCCCCGGGAGCGGCCCCACCCUUUCCCCCACACUGCCUGCAGCCACUGCCCCCUCAGCAGCUGCGUGCCCCCAGCAUAUGUCUCCUGUGGCCUCCCGCCUCUGCCUACCCAGCCGAGCAGUUGGAGCAGACAGCCAGGCUGCCCACAAGACUAUUUGGUGGGGCUCCUGCACUGAAGCGUAAACCUAGCAAAGCCUGCCCUUUUCUUCCGUCUAUACUUCUGACCCAUAAGGUGGCCCACCCCAACCCUCAGGUCCCUGGGUUUGGUGAAUCCUGCUGAGAGUGAGCAGUAGCAGGACUCAGCAAAGCUUCCAGCUUGCCACCUGGAAGAAGGUCACUUUCUUUUGAGCAAAGGAGAUAAUGGGAGGUACCCCGCCAGUGUUCACUGAGAGCCCGGGGUGGCAUGAGCCACAGUUGCUCUGGGAGGGUUGUGGCACCUGGGGCUGGGUGGCUCGCCCUAAGCUUGCUCUGACGAAAGAGUUUUGAGUUGGUCUUUUGGCUGAGCCUGCCAAGGAAGGCAGGCUCCUGCAGGAGUCUUGGAGGGUCGGAUGCAGCGCCGGAUGAGGAUGAGGCGUGGCGGAAGAUGCGUUUGGCUCUGCAGACACUGCAUCGGGCAGCAGGGGACUCUGGGAGGCUGGUGCAGCCAGAAGGCAUGGCUCUUGACAGCCUUCUAGUAGAAUCUCUGGAAUUGUGCAUAUCACAAAUAAGAUUUUUAAUUAAUGAAAAUGUCACCACUUAUUGAGUGUCAGAAGCCCCACCUUCAUCCCCACCCCUACCCUGGGAUGCAACUCCUCAGGACAGAAGAGGAAAGAAACUAACGGGUAUUGAGCACCUACUGUGUGCCAGGCCCAGGCCAGGUUCCCCCCACCUCCACCCAGUCUGUGCAGACUUGUUGCCUGCUAUGUCAUCGGGAGCGCAAAGGCUGGGAAGAAGGCCCUUCCCAAAACGGACUGGUGUUGCAGGGUGAGAAGCUGCCCCCUGACUUCAUGCCAAAGCUUGUCAAGAAUCUCCUAGGCGAGAUGCCUCUAUGGGUCUGCCAGAGUUGCCGAAAGAGCAUGGAGGAAGAUGAAAGGCAGACAGGUCAAGAGCAUGCAGUGGCGAUCUCCUUGUCACACACAUCCUGCAAAUCACAGUCUUGUGGGGGUGACUCUCAUUCCUCUUCGUCCUCCUCUUCAUCGUCCUCGUCCUCCUCCUCCUGCCAUGGGAACUCAGGGGACUGGGAUCCCAGCUCCUUCCUGUCAGCACAUAAGCUCUCGGGCCUCUGGAACUCUCCGCACUCCAGUGGGGCCGUGCCGGGUAGCUCACUCGGGAGUCCUCCUACCAUCCCUGGAGAGGUUUUCUCUAUCUCGGAGCACCACCGGCACUCAGACCUCACUGCUCCACCUAACAGCCCCACUGGCCACCACCCCCAGCCAGCGUCGCUGAUCCCAUCUCACCCCGGAUCCUUCGGCUCACCACCCCACCCACACCUGCUGCCUGCUACCCCAGCAGCGCCUUUCCCUGCCCAGGCUUCAGAAUGCCCUGUUGCCGCUGCUGCCGUCCCCCACACCCCAGGGGCAUGUCAGACCCCCCACCUGCCCUCCACCAGCAUGCCGCUCCUGAAGAUGCCUCCACCAUUCUCGGGGUGCAGCCACCCCUGUAGCGGGCACUGCAGCGGGCACUGCAGCGGGCCUCUCCUUCCACCUCCCAGCUCUCAGCAGCUCCCUAGCACUCACAGCAGGGACCCUGGGUGCAAGGGGCACAAGUUUACACACAGUGGCCUGGCCUGCCAGCUGCCCCAGCCCUGCGAGGCAGAUGAGGGCCUGGGUGAGGAAGAGGACAGCAGCUCAGAGCGCAGCUCCUGCACCUCAUCCUCCACUCACCAGAGAGAUGGAAAGUUCUGUGACUGCUGCUACUGUGAGUUCUUCGGCCACAAUGCGCCACCCGCUGCCCCGACGAGUCGGAAUUAUACAGAGAUCCGAGAGAAGCUCCGCUCGAGGCUGACCAGGCGGAAAGAGGAGCUGCCCGUGAAGGGGGGCGCCCUGGGCGGGAUCCCUGGGGAGCCCGCCGUGGACCACCGAGAUGUGGAUGAGCUGCUGGAAUUCAUCAACAGCACGGAGCCCAAAGUCCCCAACAGCGCCAGGGCCGCCAAGCGGGCCCGGCACAAGCUGAAAAAGAAGGAAAAGGAGAAGGCCCACUUGGCAGCAGAAGCUCUAAAGCAGGUGAAUCGUAGUGUUUCCGGAAGCCGGGAACCAAGGCCUGCCAGGGAGAGGCUCUUGGAGUGGCCUGACCGGGAGCUGGAUCGGGUCAACAGCUUCCUGAGCAGCCGUCUGCAAGAGAUCAAGAACACUGUCAAGGACUCUAUCCGUGCCAGCUUCAGUGUGUGUGAGCUCAACAUGGACAGCAAUGGAUUCUCUAAGGAGGGGGCUGCUGAGCCAGAGCCCCAGAGCCUAUCCCCCUCAAACCUCAAUGGCCCCUCAGAGCAACGGCCUGACAUUAACCUUGACCUGUCCCCUUUGACUUUGGGGUCCUCUCAGAACCACACAUUACAAGUUCCAGGUGAGCCAGCCCCACCGUGGACAGAAAUGAGAGGCUCUCACCCACCAUGGACAGAGGUGAGGGGUCCCCCUCCCGGUAUCAUCCCUGAGAAUGGGCUAGUGAGGAGACUCAACGCCGUGCCCAACCUUUCCCGGGUGAUCUGGGUCAAGACACCCAAGCCAGGCAACCCUAGCCCUGAGGAGCCAAGCCCAAAGGAGGUUCCCAGUUGCAAGCCGGAGCUGCCCGAGCCUGUGGCCUCAAGUGGGAAGCCGCGGAAAGGCAAGAGACAGGGCAGUCAGGCCAAGAAGAAUGAGGCGAGCCCAGCCCCCCGGUCCCCAGCCAGCCUUGAGGCUCCCAAUGCCAAGGGCCACACUCCCAGCUCCAAGCAGCCAGGCAAGGCCCCGGAGCCUCCCAAAGUGGGUAGCUGUGCCGAGGCUGGAGAGGGGAGCCAGGGGAGCCAGCCAGGAUCAGGCUGGGCUGGCAGCCCCAAAGCCGAUGAGAAGGGCAGUUUCUGGCUAAACUGGCCAAGCGAGGCCAAAGCGCGGCCUCUGGAGCAGGAGUCCGUGCAGCCCCCAGGCCCAGCAAGGCCACAGAGUUUGCCACAAGGCAAGGGCCGCAGCCGCCGGAGCCGCAACAAGCAGGAGAAGACGGCCGCCUCCUUGGACGAUGUGUUCCUGCCCAAGGACAUGGAUGGGGUGGAGAUGGAUGAGACUGACCGGGAGGUGGAGUACUUCAAGAGGUUCUGUUUGGAUUCUGCAAAGCAAACUCGUCAGAAAGUUGCUGUGAACUGGACCAACUUCAGCCUCAAGAAAACCACCCCCAGCACAGCUCAGUGAGCCCCUGCCGGGUCGAGCUUCUUCAGGGUGUCCUGAGACCCCGACUGCCAGCUGAAGAUCUACAGUCUUCUCCACAUCCCUUCCCACCUGCCCAAGAUCCUCCCUGCUCCUCGCCAUCCUGGACCAACCAAAAGUUGAAUGGAUGCUGUGCCGUGCUGGGGCCCCUCAGGACCUCAGCAGAGCCGCUUCCUGGUGCUAUGCAGCCUCCUCACUCGGAGCCUGGGGGCUGGACUGGCCUGGGGGCCGGGGGCUGAUGGUACUGCUGGCCCAACACUGCUCUCUUUGUGUUUGGUUUUGUUUUUGUUCUUGUUUUUCAAUUCUUUACUUUUGAUACUGUGAAGAUCUUUCCUGCGAAAGAUAAAGCAACAUUUGGACACAGA